AUGUCAGCAUAUGGCGCACUCAAACCGGUUGCUGAGAACAAGGAACCUCUUCCUUUGACUGUAUAUGCGCUUCGUCCGCGACAGAGCACACAGGCCACACCUUCGACAUUAAAUACUCCAUCGGCUAGCUGGACGCACAUCUCUGUCUAUCAUUUGACUCUUGCAAGUACCCCAAAAGAGCUCCUCGCAGUCUUGUAUGCAGAAUUUGCAGCCGAGUUGGAGCGCGAUAUCGCGAGGACGUAUCCACAAGAAGCGGGGAUGACAGAAGAAGAGUUUAAAGCAUAUUUCUUUGCGAGAGACGUCUUUGUGGGUGUUGGACUCGUUGAAAUAAACGUGCCCAGAGAUACAAUCGAACAGGCGAGGGGUAACAGAGAAUGGAAAGACGCUGUGGCUGGUUUUUACUAUAUUAAGCCAAACUAUCCCGGCCACUCAUCCCACAUAUGCAAUGCUGGAUUCGUUACACUUGCGUCUGUACGCGGACGAGGCUUGGGCUACGCACUAGGGGAAUCCUUCCUGCACUAUGCGCCUCUUCUCGGCUAUCGCGGCUCCGUCUUCAACCUCGUCUACGCAGACAAUCCUGCAAGUAUCAAGAUCUGGGACAAACUAGGCUUCACUCGUAUCGGUCUUGUACCGGGCGCAGGAAAGCGGGUUCGGAAGCGAGAAUCGGACGGCAUGGACGAAGAGUACUACGUCGACGCACACAUCAUAUUCAAGAGCUUUGUCUGA
Molecule: messenger RNA, 726 nt
Organism: Serendipita indica DSM 11827
Lineage: Eukaryota; Fungi; Basidiomycota; Agaricomycetes; Sebacinales; Serendipitaceae
Source: the annotation of a GenBank genome assembly